Molecule: messenger RNA, 1047 nt
Organism: Leptopilina boulardi
Lineage: Eukaryota; Metazoa; Arthropoda; Insecta; Hymenoptera; Figitidae
Product: myelin transcription factor 1-like protein
Exons: 4
Coding region: 149-751 (200 amino acids)
Source: RefSeq, a predicted model, not a curated record
AAAAAAUAAACACUUCUAGCAAAGAAAAAUUGUGUACUAUAAUUUCUGGUGGGGAUUUUGAUUCCACGGUAAACAUAUAUAAGUGGUGAAUAACGCUAAAACUCACAGUUUAGUGCACGUUGUCUGAUUCUAUGCGAAAGCUGUCACCAUGGACAAAUUUAAGAUCAUCGCUUUUUUUCUUAUGUUGGGUGUAACUUGCACUCCAGUUACGUCAACUUAUGGAAUAUAUCAGCCUCAAUUUUUUCGUUUUCCACCAAUGCAACAACCUUAUACACCAUAUGCCUAUUAUGAUAGCUACAGGAUAAACACUGGAAUUAAACCAUUUCCCGCUGCUACUUAUCCAAAUGGUUAUCCUAAUUAUCCAGUUUAUAGUUACACUCCUGUAUACGACUAUCGAUAUCCACCAGUACAGUUUUAUAUUGGAGGAAGACCAGUAUAUCCACUACCGCCACCUCAGAUUCCUGGACCCGAAGAUCCAUCGCCAAAAGACAAAUCUAAAAAAGACAAGAAGAAUAAGAAAGACGACAAAGAAGAUAAAGAAGAUCCUGAUAAAGAUACUGAAAAUGGCGAUGAAGAUGAAGACGACAAAAUUGAAAAAUUAGAUAAAAAUGAUGAAAAAAAGAAAAAUAAAAAUGAUAAAAAACCCAAAAAACCAGAAGAAGAUAAAAAAAAGCCAGAAGAUAAAAAAAAAUCCGAGGAAAAUUCCACUGAACGUAAUGAAGAUUCUGUUACAGUCGAUGCAUUAGAGUAAAAAUAAAAAAUUCCACCAUAAUUUUCUUUCACUAUUGUAAAUUCUCUAAAUUGAAAUUUAAAAAUAAACAAAUAAAUACGUAAAUUAAUAUUGAAACAGAAUCUUGUAAGAAAAUCGAAAAAUUAGAAAAAAAAAAUUAUGUAAAUAGAAAUGUUAUAUUUUAAGUUUAUUUUUUUCAUUUUAAAAGAAUUUUUCUAUUAAAACAUAUAUCCUAUUAGAAUUAAUUUAGUAUAAUUCAUAUAAAUUGUACAAUGUAAAAAAAUAUAUCAAAUAAAUAAAACAUUUUUCAGCAUAAA